AUGGCAGACAGUUAUUCCAAUUCACGUGGCAUCGCCCUUUGCAUCCGUUGUCACUACCGCGCCUGGACCCUUCUCCUUUUUCAUCAUCACACCUUGGUCCAACCAGCCGCCACCAUUAUCCCUAAUUCAACUGGCCCGACCACACGCUCCCCCCAUCAUGCCCCCCUGCCCCGUUGCUCUAUCAAGGUCAACAAAUUGAAUACAGCCAGCUCCUCAAUAUGGGUGUUAUACCGCUUCCUUCUCGCAGCCCUUCUUGCCGACCAGCCUCGCACCUUCUUCUUGAUUGUCACCCACAGCAACCUCAACUCUUAA
This is a messenger RNA of Puccinia triticina, 312 nucleotides long. RefSeq lists its product as uncharacterized. The record is from RefSeq and is a predicted model, not a curated record. NCBI's taxonomy places the organism in Eukaryota, Fungi, Basidiomycota, Pucciniomycetes, Pucciniales, Pucciniaceae. The transcript is spliced from 2 exons. Bases 1 to 312 code for a protein of 103 amino acids.